GGUCUCUUUGGGAGGAGAAAUAUUUUAAACGGCACGCAAUGCUACAACAGACCAAAGACGGAGAAGCUGAAGCUGCUAAUGCGGCAACAGUUGAACAAGUUGCGAAGCAGGUUGGAGAUUUGACUACUCAAGAUGACCCGGAAACAGACACUGCGGUUGACAGCGGUGACAAGAAAAAGAAGAAAAGAAAGAAGAAGAAGAAGCCAGCACAGGUUUUUGAAAAGGCUAUUGCCAACGAGUAUAGAGGCAUUUAUCCACCAGGUGAGUUCCAGGACUAUAACUUGAAGCGUACCACCAACGAAGAAGUGCGUGCCGAUGCCAACCUCGAAGAGGCAGAGAAAUCAUGGAACAAGUUCCGUAAAGGUGCCGAGAUCCAUAGAAGAGCACGUAAACACGCCCAGGAGAACAUCAAGCCGGGUAUGACUAUGACUGAGAUUGCAGACUUGAUUGAGAACCAAAUCAGGGAUAUGGCGGGCACCAACGACACUUUGAAAGGUGGGAUUGGUUUCCCAACGGGUCUAUCGCUUAACCAUUGCGCCGCCCAUUAUACCCCUAAUGCCGGAGACAAGGUUGUGCUUCAGUAUGACGAUGUUAUGAAGGUUGAUAUCGGUGUUCAUGUCGAUGGGUACAUUGUUGAUUGUGCUUUCACUCACACCUUUAAUCCAAAAUAUGAUGGGUUGUUAAACGCGGUCAAGGAAGCCACCAACACUGGUAUCCGUACAGCAGGUAUUGAUGUGAGAUUGACUGACAUUGGAGAAGCCGUUGAAGAAGUCAUGGAGUCUCAUGAGGUCGAGAUUGACGGUAAGACCUACCCUGUUAAGUGUAUCAGAAACUUGAACGGACACAACAUCUUGAACCGUCGUAUCCAUGGUGGUAAGAGCAUCCCUAUAGUUAAGAACGGGGAUCCAACCAAGUUGGAGGAAAACGAAACCAUUGCUAUCGAGACUUUUGGUUCCACAGGUAAAGGCUAUGUUGUCCAGAGUGGUGAAUGUUCACACUACAUGAAGAAUACCGAACCACCUGCUAACGCCUCUGUGAGAUUAGACCGUGCAAGAAAGUUGCUAGAUACUAUCGAUAAGAACUUCGGCACUUUGCCAUUCUGUAGACGUUAUUUGGACCGGAUUGGUGAGGAGAAGUACUUACUUGCAUUGAACCAGUUAGUAAGGGAAGGUUUGGUUACCGAACAUCCUCCGUUGGUCGAUGUGAAGGGUUGUUACACAGCACAAUUCGAACACACCGUUUUGUUGCAACCUACUAGAAAAGAAGUUGUUUCCAGAGGUGAUGAUUAUUAGUGGCGAAGCGGCGCCUUUUGAUUGAUCUAGUUUGGGAAAAUGGUUAUUAGUGGUUAUUAAGUAACAUUUUAUAAAGAGAAAUAAACUCAAAUAUACAUUUAUCAUAGUUCGUCUUUGCUCAGAUACUC
Pichia membranifaciens NRRL Y-2026 is the source of this 1420-nucleotide messenger RNA. RefSeq lists its product as hypothetical. The transcript has a single exon. Gene Ontology annotation, molecular function: metalloaminopeptidase activity. The coding region runs from base 39 to 1292 and encodes 417 amino acids. The record is from RefSeq and is a predicted model, not a curated record. Gene Ontology annotation, biological process: proteolysis. Lineage: Eukaryota; Fungi; Ascomycota; Pichiomycetes; Pichiales; Pichiaceae.